AUGCCGCGCUGCGGCACACCCGACCACAGGCCUGUGCAAAGUUCGCCGUCUUCGAGGUCACAAGGGAUGAUGGUGGCACUCUCCGGCGUCUACAAGUUUACCCUUUCGCCGCAGGCGCCACCGGCCAUCACCUCGUGCUUGGUCCUGCGGCAUCCCGUAUGCCCUUAUCUACUUGUGUCAAUCUGGGCAAUUGCCCGGUCACCGCUGCGCACCAUGCUCUUGACCGAGAAACAGGAGGUUGAAGCGGUCGAGGAGGUUAUUAGCCGUCCGCCUCCGCUCCCUCGCACGAGAAAUCGUGGCUCCCCCAGCGGAUUCGAAUUCGGGGACUAUGGUGAAAGUCAGCGAAUUCCGGGUCUGGGUGAUGCGAAGGCGCUGGAGAAGAAGCUCGUGCGCAAGCUCGACGCACGCAUGGCGAUCCUGGUGUUGAUUUAUAUUCUGAACUAUAUCGACAGAACGAAUAUCAGCUCAGCGCGUCUGCAAGGGUUCGAGCAGGACCUACAUCUUGAGGGACAGCAAUACUCUGUGGUGCUGUCAAUUUUGUUCGUUGGGUACAUUAUCAUGCAGAUUCCGUGCAAUAUGUUCAUCGAGUGGAUCGAACGGCCGUCCGUCUUCUUGUCAUUGUGUACGGUGCUGUGGGGCGUGAUCUCAGCGCUGACGGGAAUAUGCACCAACUUCGCUGGCGCCCUCGCCGUGCGCUUCUUCCUCGGCUUUGUCGAGGCUGCGUUCUACCCUGGCGCACUGUUCCUCCUCUCGCGGUGGUACACGCCCUCGGAGCUCGGCGCGCGCGUCGCCGUGCUCUGCUGCGGGAGCUAUAUUGGGAACGGGUGGGGCGCGCUCCUCGCGAGCGGUAUACUUGCGCGCAUGGGUGGGGUGCUCGGGCAUGCAGCUUGGAGGUGGCUGUUUUUCCUCGAAGGGGGCAUCACAGUUCUGUUCGCGCUCUGUGCAUGCGUGCUCCUCCCCGACUUCCCGCAUAACACGCGCUGGCUCUCCCCCGCCGAACGCGCGCUCGCCAUCGAGCGCAUGGAGCGCGCGGGGGUCUCAGAUCGCGACGACUCCAGUCCCGAUCCCUCCGAAAAACGCACCUCGACGAUCCCACAGGGGCGCCACAGCACACGCGCCAGUGAACGGGCCCGUGAAGUGCUACACGGCCUGCGUCUUGCACUGAGCGAUUGGACGGCGUGGUGGUUCGCAGUCGCUGCCUUCUUUCAGUUCCUCGCGCAGUCGUUCUUCAUCUUCUUCCCCACGCUAGCAGCCACGCUCGGAUUUGGGACGACGGCGACGCUAGCGCUAUGUGCGCCGCCGUGGAUGUUUGCGAGCGGGCUCGCGAUUGUGCUUGCGCUACACUCGGAUAGAACGAAGCGUCGUUUCGAGUACAUCGUCUUCUCGGAGCUUGCAGGAAUUGUGGGGUUCAUCAUCGCCAUGAGUACAAUGAACACUGCCGCGCGAUACAUCUCCUUGUUUCUGAUGGCGCAGGUGUACGCUGGCCUCGUCGUCUUUAACACAUGGACGUGUAAUGCAUUCCCAAGGCCACCUGCCAAACGUGCCGUCGUUCUGGCGCUCGUGAACGGUGUCUCACAGCUCGGGAACGUCGUAGGCCCGUACGUCAUUCUAUGA
Molecule: messenger RNA, 1614 nt
Organism: Coniophora puteana RWD-64-598 SS2
Lineage: Eukaryota; Fungi; Basidiomycota; Agaricomycetes; Boletales; Coniophoraceae
Product: MFS general substrate transporter
Exons: 9
Coding region: 1-1614 (537 amino acids)
Biological process (GO): transmembrane transport
Cellular component (GO): membrane
Molecular function (GO): transmembrane transporter activity
Source: RefSeq, a predicted model, not a curated record